Molecule: messenger RNA, 1743 nt
Organism: Ilyonectria robusta
Lineage: Eukaryota; Fungi; Ascomycota; Sordariomycetes; Hypocreales; Nectriaceae
Exons: 1
Coding region: 1-1743 (580 amino acids)
Source: RefSeq, a predicted model, not a curated record
AUGCGUCAAUCCUCGCGCGCAGUUGCCGUUGCUCUGGCAGCAUCCGCGAAUGCGGCAACCCUCGCGGAUGUGUGUAGCGUCUCCAACGUGCAGGCGGCCAUCCCUUCGAACGGCACCCUGCUCGGCAUUGACCUGAUCCCCUCGUCCGUCACCGCCAGCGCCGUGUACAACGCAACUUCCGGCCAGGGCAGCACCACGACUUACACCUACUGCAACGUCACCAUCUCCUACACCCACACGGGCAAGGGCGAUGAGGUCAUCCUCAAGUACGCGUUCCCGAGCCCCUCUGAGUUCCAGAACCGCUUCUACGUUGCUGGUGGAGGAGGCUUCUCUCUCUCCAGCGACGCAACUGGCGGUCUGGGAUAUGGCGCUGCGAGCGGUGCCACGGACGCGGGUUACGACGCCUUCAACUACAGCUAUGAUGAGGUUGUCCUGUACGGAAACGGAUCCAUCAACUGGGAUGCCACUUAUAUGUUUGGCUACCAGGCUCUCGGAGAGAUGACCAAGGUUGGCAAGGCCCUUACCAAGGGCUUCUACAGCAUGGCCACCGACGACAAGCUCUACACCUACUACGAGGGAUGUUCCGACGGUGGACGAGAGGGUAUGAGCCAGGUCCAGCGCUGGGGUGAGGAGUAUGACGGUGUCAUCACAGGCGCCCCUGCUUUCCGCUUCGCCCAGCAGCAGGUCCUCCACGUAUUCUCCUCGGCCGUGGAACAGACACUGGACUACUACCCGCCCCCUUGCGAGCUUGCGAAGAUCGUCAACGCCACCAUUGCCGCUUGCGAUCCUCUCGAUGGCCGAACCGACGGCGUCGUCUCCCGAACUGACCUCUGCAAGCUCAACUUCGACCUGAGCUCCAUCAUCGGCGAGUCUUACUACUGCGAGGCUACGACCAGCUCUUCCCUCGGCUUCGGUUUCAACAAGCGCGCCCAGGGCAGCACCACCAGCACCACCCCCGAGCAGAACGGCACCGUCACCGCCGAAGGAGUCGCCGUCGCCAAGGCCAUCUACGGAGGUCUCCACAACACCAAGGGCGAGCGGGCAUACCUCUCGUGGCAGAUUGCUUCUGAGCUCGGAGAUGCCGGCACUACCUAUAAUAACGAGACUGAUUCGUGGGAGCUUAGCAUUCCGUCUACUGGCGGAGAGUACGUCACCAAGUUCGUUCAGCUGCUGGAUCUCGACAACCUGUCCGACCUCAACAACGUCACUUACGACACCCUGGUCGAGUGGAUGGACAUUGGUUUUGUCCGAUACCUAGACAGCCUUCAGACCACCUACCCCGAUCUCACCACCUUCCAGUCUUCCGGAGGCAAGCUUCUACACUACCACGGCGAAUCUGACUCCAGCAUUCCCGCCGCUUCUUCCGUCCGCUACUGGCAGUCCGUCCGCUCCAUCAUGUACGGCGACAAAUCAGAGCAGAAAAGUCUCAAGGCUCUUGAGGACUGGUACCAGCUCUACCUGAUCCCCGGCGCUGGCCACUGCGGCGCCAACGAUCUCCAGCCCGGCCCCUACCCUCUGUACAACAUGGAGAUUAUGAUUGACUGGGUCGAGAAUGGCGUGAAGCCCAGCCGUCUCAACACCACCGUUUCUUCUGGCGACAACGAGGGCGAGACCCAGAUGCUGUGCCAGUGGCCUACUCGUCCUCUCUGGCGAAGCAAGACCAAGUUUGACUGUGUCAACCACGAGAAGUCUAUUGAGAGCUGGACCUAUGACUUCCCUGCCUUCAAGCUGCCCGUCUAUUAG